Messenger RNA from Branchiostoma floridae (Florida lancelet), 1632 nucleotides. RefSeq names its product protein IWS1 homolog. The record is from RefSeq and is a predicted model, not a curated record. The coding region runs from base 1 to 1632 and encodes 543 amino acids. Gene Ontology annotation, molecular function: nucleic acid binding; zinc ion binding. NCBI's taxonomy places the organism in Eukaryota, Metazoa, Chordata, Leptocardii, Amphioxiformes, Branchiostomatidae. The transcript has a single exon.
AUGUCGAAGUUGGCUAGAUAUCAGUCUGUGAAAAUCACAUUCCUUGAGCUCCACCACCACCAGCUCAAGGAUGUGAUAGAUUUACUGACCAAACAUGGAGUAAAAUCCAUGGAAAUCCAAAGUGUUCAGAGCAAGCCGAACAACGAUACGACUGAAGUCACCUUCACGACCAAGGCGGUUCUGCAGAGGGUAGUGCCGUCUCUGUCGAGUGACCGCUCGAUAGACGUGGAGACGUUUGGUACGGGGAUCACGGUUGUCACAGCUCGGGGAAUCCCCUUUGAGUUUGAAGAUAACUAUAUCAGGCUGAGACUGAAGGAGUAUGGCAUGGUACUUGAUACAAAGUACCUUACAUACGCUAACUUGGGAUUCCCCCAUAUCUACACGGGGACUCGCCAGUAUCGGAUGAAAAUCCAAAAGCACCUGCCAAACACGGUCAGGCUGGGUAGUGACAUCGUGUCGUUUAACUAUGCGGGGCAGCCGCGUAGCUGUCACCGCUGCGGCAGUACAGCCCACUUCGUGGCGGAUUGCCCCGAAACGAAGUGUGGAAAAUGUUGGGAGCUAGGGCAUGUGGCGAAGGAUUGUAAUAACCAGAUGAAGUGCUCGGUAUGCCUAGAGGCGGGUCAUUCCGCAAGGACUUGCCACAAGUCCUUUGCCAGCGUAGUCAAGCCAUCAAGUUCAUGGGCUACGCAAGCGAAGCCCGCUCCUGGCACUUCCAAUGCAGGUCCUGGCGUCCCUAAGACCAAACUGGUUAGCUCAGUCGAUAGUGAGAGUGAGGAAAGCGGUCAGGAAGACAUGCUCGAAGAGGAAACUACUCCUCACAAGUUGGUAGGGGGUCCCACUGCUGCUAACCCAGGUAGUGAAACCAAGUCCCCUCUUAAGGUAGUAGCCACAGACAAAGCCAGGAAGAGUAAAGGGGAUGAGGGCAAGUCUGACGACAAAGUGGAGGAGGAGGUUGCUAAGUCGGAUGACAAAACCUCUCCCCCCCAGGUGGUAAAGACCCCGGUCAGGGCUGUCACACCACCGUCCGAAUCGCCACCGAAAGGUCAUGAGGAGGGGUUCUGGGAUCUGGGCUCCCUCCCUGAGGAUGGUGCCAACAAAAUGCCAGAAGAUGAGGAAGAGGUGGAAGAAAUGGAGGUUGACAAGCCCACCACCACCUUUAAGCUGGCCCUGUCGGCAUCGCUUGCCGAAGAAUUGAGCAAAAACUUGACCAGUCCUGGCUUCACUAUAGGCGAGGGUGAGCACGGUCCCGAGCUUACCAUGAACCUGGACGAGCCCCUCAUCAUAGACGAAAGUGAUAGAGAGGAGAACGCGUCUAAGCGUCCUCAUCAGAGUGACCCGAGCGAUUCGGACGACUCGGACACCUCGGGAAAGAACCCUAAAGGGAAACUGACAGGAAAGAAGGUCAAAAAGGACUCCGAGAACACUACAAAAUUCGGGUCCCAAAUUGACUUGUUUGCCUCAUCCGGGGAGACUCAGUCUAAGGAGCCCCCAAACAGCUCCAAAGCGAAAAAGUCAGGCCUGAUGGGAGGUGCCAUCAAAGGUGCUGGAAACAAAGGUGGUGGCAACAAAAAUGCUGGAAACAAAGGUGCUGGAAACAAGGGUGGUAAGACUAGCAAUGUCAAGCCACGCUAA